This is a messenger RNA of Rhineura floridana, 1225 nucleotides long. RefSeq names its product procathepsin L-like. The record is from RefSeq and is a predicted model, not a curated record. Gene Ontology annotation, cellular component: lysosome. The transcript has 8 exons. Gene Ontology annotation, biological process: immune response. Lineage: Eukaryota; Metazoa; Chordata; Lepidosauria; Squamata; Rhineuridae. The coding region runs from base 131 to 1129 and encodes 332 amino acids. Gene Ontology annotation, molecular function: cysteine-type endopeptidase activity.
CUUAAGUUGGGGGAGAGGAAUUGGACUCACUCUUUAUAAAGAGGGAAGCUGCCCGUUAUUCUUCCCUGAGAGACGAGUAGACAGACGGACAAGAACCAGUUCUCUGAAUAUUUCAGUUGGAGAGAGAGAUAUGCAUCUGAUCUCGGUGUUGGCACUGACCGGGCUGGUCUUGCUGAGGGCCUUUGCCACAGCGCGGGAUCCGGCCCUGGAUGGAGCCUGGAGAGACUGGAAGCUCACCUAUUCUAAAGAGUACCGUGAGAGAAAUGAAGACUUCCGGAGAUCGGUGUGGGAAAACAACCUGCAGAUGAUUGAAGAGCACAACCGUGAAGCUUCCCAGGGAAAACACACUUUUCAGAUGGCAAUGAACCACUUGGGCGAUUUGACUAGAGAAGAGUUUAAUGAACAGCUGAACGGCCUCCGCCCUGAUCUGCCCAGAAAUCUCGGAGGCAGCAGCUUCACCUGGUUCAAAAAAUCUGCCAAUCCUUCGCUUCCUGAGUCUGUGGACUGGCGCACCAAAGGUUAUGUCACCCCAGUGAAAGACCAGGGCAGCUGUGGGUCUUGCUGGGCGUUCGGUGCCACUGGAACCUUGGAAGGUUUCCUAGCCCGCACGACUGGCAGGCUGGUCUCGCUGAGUGAACAAAACCUUGUUGAUUGCUCCUGGGCGCAAGGCAAUCAGGGAUGCAAUGGAGGGUGGCCAAGCUGGGCCUUGGAUUACGUGCGGUUAAACAAUGGCAUCAACUCGGAGAAUACCUACCCCUACGAAGCACGGGAUGCAAACUGUCGGUACAAAUCCUUGGAUCGAGCAGCCACAUGCAGUGGCUACGUACAGCUUCCGCAAGAUGAUGAGGAAGCCCUGGAAGAAGCUGUGGCUACUAUUGGCCCAAUUGCCGUUGCACUGGAUGCUUCUUACUUUCAGUUUUACAGCGGAGGAGUCUUUUACUACCCUGGGUGUGGACAAGUCUUGAACCAUGCUGUGCUGGCUGUUGGCUACGGCACCACUGCAGACGGGGUUCCUUUCUGGAUUAUUAAGAACAGCUGGGGACCUUACUGGGGUGACAAUGGCUACAUCCUGCUACUAAGAGGAUCCAAUCACUGCAGAGUAGCAAGCGUGUCAGUUUACCCCGUGUAACCUGCUCAGGGGCCAUGAUCCGGUCUUCUGGAGUCUUCCCAGCCAACAGUGAAUCAUCGGGGGCAUCGAUCUCCUACCAAAUAUAGCAGGAACGAC